Aspergillus fijiensis CBS 313.89 is the source of this 1587-nucleotide messenger RNA. Its product is annotated as putative choline transport protein Ctr. Gene Ontology annotation, biological process: transmembrane transport. Gene Ontology annotation, cellular component: membrane. The coding region runs from base 1 to 1587 and encodes 528 amino acids. The record is from RefSeq and is a predicted model, not a curated record. Lineage: Eukaryota; Fungi; Ascomycota; Eurotiomycetes; Eurotiales; Aspergillaceae. Gene Ontology annotation, molecular function: transmembrane transporter activity. The transcript has 3 exons.
AUGAGCGACCUCGAUUUAGAGAAGAAGCCCAGCACCGGGCAGGUAAUGCCUAGGAGCGAGUCUGCAUCCGGAUCUGAAGAUGCGGACGCUCUUAAGCUGGCCGAGAUGGGCUACACUCAGGACUUGCAGCGCAAUUUCUCGGUGCUUUCCCUGGUCGGAAUUGCCUUCUGCAUGUCCAACUCGUGGUUCGGUAUCUCUGCAUCUUUGAUCACGGGUAUCAGUUCCGGAGGCACGGUCAUCAUCAUUUACGGCCUGUUGUGGAUCACCUUCAUCUCGUGCUGUGUGGGAUCCUCCCUCUCGGAAUUGGCCAGUGCCAUGCCCAACGCGGGUGGGCAGUACUUCUGGGCCGAUCAACUGGCUCCUAAGAAGUACGCUCGUUUCGCAUCCUACGUGACCGGCUGGUUCGGCUACGCGGGUGCCAUCUUUGCGAGUGCCAGUGUGGCCCUCAGUCUGGGAUCUGGUGUGGUGGGCAUGUGGGAGCUGGGCCAUCCCUCAUUUGUUCCCAAACCUUGGCACACCGUUGUAGCGUACGAGCUCAUCAACCUCUUUUGUUACCUGUUCAACUGCUGGGGUAAAUUUCUCCCUGCGGUCGCCAAGGCCACGCUGUACAUCUCGCUGCUCUCGUUCUUCGUGAUUUUGGUGACCGUACCCGCGUGCGCCAAACCCCACGCCAGCGCCUCGUUCGUUUUUGGUCACUUCGUCAACUCGACCGGGUGGAAGUCGGACGGGAUCGCGUUCAUUGUCGGCUUGAUCAACCCCAACUGGAUCUUCGCGUGUCUGGACUCGGCGACGCACCUGGCGGAGGAAGUGCCGCAGCCGGAACGCAACAUCCCGAUCGCCAUCAUGGCCACGGUGGGCAUCGGUUUUGUGACCUCGUGGUUCUACUGCGUGGCCAUGUUCUUCAGCAUCCAGGACCUCGACGCGCUGCUCAACUCGUCCACGGGCGUCCCCAUUUUGGAGUUAUAUUACCAGGCGUUGAGCAACAAGGCGGGCGCCAUUGUGCUGGAGACCCUCCUGAUCGUCACGGGUAUGGGAUGCCUCAUUGCCUGCCACACCUGGCAGUCGCGGCUCGCGUGGGCGUUCGCGCGCGAUCGUGGCGUGCCCUGCCAUCAGUGGCUGUCGACCGUCAACGUGAAGCUGGACGUGCCCAUGUGGUCGCACUUUGCGAGCUCGCUGAUUGUCGCCCUGCUGGGUCUGCUCUACCUCGGCUCCUCCACUGCGUUCAAUAGUAUGGUCACCGCCUGUAUCGCGCUGCUGUACAUCUCGUACUCGGUGCCUGUGAUCUGCAUGCUGUACCGCGGUCGCGACAACAUCAAGCACGGUCCCUUCUGGUUGGGCAAGUGGGGGUUGGCCGCCAACUACAUCACCUUGGCCUGGACCCUGUUCUGUCUGGUCAUGUACUCGUUCCCUGCCACCAUGCCGGUGAACACUGGAAAUAUGAACUAUGUGUCCGCCGUCUACGGCGUCAUCAUCUUCAUCAUCCUCGUUGACUGGUUCGCCCGUGGUCGCAAAUCCUUCCGUGGUAGCCAGAGUUGUGUCGAGGACGCCACCACCACCACCAACACCACCACCGGCCACGCACACUAA